AACACAUUCCAAUUCCGAUCAGCCCUAGAUACUAAACGCCUACGGCGGUUGUGGUGGUGGUGGGCAGGCGUGGUUGUCACCUUGGUAGUGAAUUUCACUUCCUACUCGUUUUCGGACGAUUCAUAGAGUUGUCGGCCGGGAUCACGAUCAACCCUAGGAAUCAAUUAGUACAGUCGUUCGGCGCUUCGAAUUGGCAAGGCGUGAUUGACUCAAGAUUAAUAACACUAUUUGCGAUCAAUUUUUGGGAGGUUGAUAUUUACAAAUUAACAAGAAUGGCGACGAAUGGAGUUGAAACCCCCCCACCGGGGAAGCCGGAAGCUCCAAUCUUUUGCAUGAAACAACAAGCCGUCACCUCCAAAGGUAUAUGGAGGAAAGACAAUCCUUUAGACUAUCCACUUCCUCUAACAAUGGCUCAAAUCGUCCUCGUCGUUGUCAUCUCUCGAGCGCUUUAUUAUCUUCUGAGGCCUUUGGGACAAACCAAAUUUGUCUGCAAUCUCCUGGGUGGCAUUAUAUUGGGGCCCUCAGCGCUAGGGAAAACAAAGGUAGUAAGGGAGAAGCUGUUCAGAGCAAAAGAUGCUUCUGUGUUUGAGGUAAUAGCUCUAAUGGGCGCAGUAUACUCCAUGUUUAUAAUCGCGGUGAAAUUUGACAAAAACAUGGUGAGAAGGACUGCAAGGAAUGCUUGGAAAAUUGGUCUGCCUGGUUUUAUUAUUCCCUUAGUAAUAACCCUAUCUCUAGUUCACCCAAUAGGCACCACUCUUCCCGGACUCAAAGGAGGAACAUUCUUCCUCUAUUUUAGUUUCUCUACUUUCUCCUUCACUUUCUUCCCGGUCAUAGCUCAGGCCCUGAGUGAACUCAACCUCAUGACUUCCGAGCUAGGUCAACUCGCCAUGUCGUCUUCUUUGGUCACUGAAGCCAUCCAGUGGUUGUCCACGGUUGCACAAAUUGUGUUCUCAAAAAGAAAUCCGAGCCACGGAGUUAUGGCUUUGGUUUCGGUGAUGGCCUUGACGAUUUUCAAUUUCUCAUUUUUAAGACCGCUUGUACUACUAGUGGUUAAAAAAACGCCCGAAGGAAAAGAAGUGAAGGAGGGUUACGUGGUCGCUAUACUGGUUGGGGUUUUGGCCAUGGCAUUGGUCUCCGAUGCCAUAGGUGCAACUCCAGUUACCGGCCCUAUACUUUUUGGGCUAGUCAUACCAGACGGACCACCUCUUGGUGCAACAUUAAUACAGAAGACGGAGUUUGUGGUCUCCGAAUUUCUUCUUCCAGUGCUCUUUUUCCGUGUUGGAUUCAUGGUUGAUGUGUUUUCCUUUAGCGAUUGGGAAAGCUUUGGCAAACUUCAGCUUGUUAUUUGUUUGACGUAUGGAGCAAAGAUUGUUACAGUUACAGUUGCUGCAUUGUUCUGCAAAGUUAGGUUUAAAAAUAGCCUUUUGCUAGGAUUGAUAUUGACCAUCAAGGGUGUCGUAGAUAUUGUCCUUCUUACUCGAUGGAGGUCCAGUAUGCUGAUGGAUGAACAAUCCUAUACUCAAAUCGUGCUCUCUAUGCUCACGGUGACCAUGAUCGCAACACCGGUGGUUCGAUUCUUAUACCAGCCACAAACACGACUUGGACCAUCAACAAAAAACUUACGCAUCAGAAACAUCCAGUCAGCUCGAAACUACCUGGAGUUCAGUAUUCUUUGUUGUGUCCACAAUGAGGAAAGUGUCUGUAGCAUCACCACCCUCCUAGAAUCGUCUAAUCCAACCGAUGCGAGCCCCCUAAUCACCUACGUUGUCCGCGCUGUCGAGCUCAUUGGCCGAGCGGCACCCCUACUAGUCCCUUACAAGAAGAAGUAUCAGGAGGAAGGAAAUAAGAAAUUAAAGCGCUCAAAUUCACCCACACAUCAAAUGAUGCGAGCCUUUUGGAAUUACUCAAUGAACUCAAAAGGACCGGUUUCCAUCCAAGCAUUCACUAUGAUCGCCCCUUACAAAUCAAUGCAUGAGACCGUUUGCCGUCUAGUGGAGGACAAUAACAUACCUCUGAUUCUCUUACCAUUCCAUGAAAACCACCAGUAUAUUGUUGGCGCCACUGUCACGACAGCGAUACGCCAAUUCAACAUCCAUGUACAAAAUUAUUCCCCCUCUACAGUUGGAUUACUAGUCGAAAGAGGCUUGUCAACUCGGUUAAGCGUGUCCCACUUUUCCUACAAUGUGGCAGUGUUUUUUAUUGGCGGGCCAGAUGAUCGCGAAGCAUUGGCCUACGCUUGGCGCAUGUCUGGCAACCCGGACGUGGGCAUCACGGUGUUCAGGUUUGUACUGCAGAAUAAAGUAAUUGCAGCCAACAAGGAUGAGGAGACAGAAGAGAUACUCGACCAGGCAUUGGUGGACGAGUUUAAGAUAAGGAACAUUGGGAAUGAUUGUGUGAUCUGGCGAGAUAUCGAGGUGGAUGAUAGUGUGCAGCUCAUGGACGCCAUUAGGAACUCGCAAGGGGAUUAUGAUCUUGUGUUGGUUGGGAGGCGGCACACGGAUAUUUUAUUGAGGGAUGAAGAAAUGACAGAAUUUGUGCAGAAUCCGGAACUGGGAGUGAUAGGUGACAUGCUUGCUUCCCCGGAUUUUUGCGGGGGAAUGGUGAAUGUGUUAGUUUUGCAAGAAAGCAAGGAAUUGAGCAACGGAGCUUUUCGUAGUGGCUCCAUGAAAGGGUCGGAAAGUAAAUUUAAGUUUCAUGGGUAACAAUUUAUUCCUCAUGUCACAAAAUUUGUGUUAUAUACAGUUUUUAAAAUAUCGACGAAAUUGUCAAAAUAUUUAAAAAAA
Molecule: messenger RNA, 2783 nt
Organism: Pyrus x bretschneideri (Chinese white pear)
Lineage: Eukaryota; Viridiplantae; Streptophyta; Magnoliopsida; Rosales; Rosaceae
Product: cation/H(+) antiporter 15-like
Exons: 3
Coding region: 273-2702 (809 amino acids)
Biological process (GO): proton transmembrane transport; regulation of pH
Cellular component (GO): membrane; endomembrane system
Molecular function (GO): antiporter activity
Source: RefSeq, a predicted model, not a curated record